AGUGGGGUGUUUAAGUUCUCAUUUAAUGCACUGACUAUUAACAUGUCCCAGAUAUCAGUUCGUGUACAAACCUAUCUGGUUUUGGGUGUUAUAAUAGCAUGCUUCUCAAUACUGUAUCCCAAAAUCUUCCAUCCGAUGCUUCUUCAUCUACUGGGUUUUACAAAAAAUAGGCACACAGAAGAGCAUACCAGGUUUGAAAACCUCCGGUUAAAUGGUCAUCAUGCACAAAAACCUAUCAGAGCUUCAGAAGGGAUUGUUCAACAGGAUCAAGGGAAAAGAGGUGGAAUUAUGUCGAUCGUUUUGCCUGUCUAUGCUGUUGGUAUAGUGUUAUAUUUGUUUUACACACUUUCAAAGAUAUUUUCGUCAAAACGCCGAAAAAAUACUGAUAAAAAAGAGGAGUUUCUACGACAAUACUAUCGUGAUUUCCAUUAUGAUGUUGAUCGGGGUAAAUUUCGCAUGGGUCAUGACUCGUCCGAUGAUGACGAUGACACCGCUGAAACAGACACAUUUGGAAAUCCAAAUUUAAAUUUUCUUAGUUCUAGAAAAUCAUCUGGAGAUUCAAACUGCAAACCAUUUGAAUGGGGUUCCGUUUUCAAGGGUUCUUACCCAGAUAUUUAUCGCUCGGCUAAAAGUUUACCCAAAGAUUUGGGAAAAUUGCUUAUGAGGAUGGAACGCCAAGAUUUGGAUACGGAAGAGUUGUCGCGUCUUCGUGUUAGACUCGAGCAAACUGAACAUGAAAUGACACGCAUACUACAAGCAAUGCAAUCUGCAGAAGAUGCUCUACGUGGUUCAAUUGAAGAACAAGAGAUAGAUGAAGGAAUUUUCACUACCAUAUCUGACAGGGAACAGUCUGGAGUAAAUUUGAAUGAAUAUGAAGAUAUGGCAAGUGAAGUGUUAGACAAAGAAAUCACUGAGAAAAAUGAAUCAGAACGCGAUUUUAAUAUCUCACAGUCAAAGGAGAAUUUAGAAAUACCAUAUGAAGAGGUGACGACAUUUGACGACCAUAACAAAGGUUAGCAUUAUAUUUACAAAUCAGUUAUUCAAUGGUAUUUUCCUCAUUACUACUAUUUAUUUUGACUUCUAUUUAUGCGUAAACUCUGACCUUACUAUGCAGAUAGUAAAGUUUCAAUCAGACGGUUAACAGUUCUAGUCUUUCUCUAUUCACCACCCUUCUUAUUCCGAAGUACUUUUGUUUUCUACGUUUGCAUCCGCUCAUGAUUGUCGGGUAGUUUUUCCUACUCCAACUUGGUCAUACAAAAGAACGUAGUAUUUACUUUAUACAACCCAGUGCAAUUAUAAAAUGAUUUCUUUCAAAUGGUCAAUUGGUAAGGAGAGGAAUGCGCAUUCAUAUUUAGUGGUUUAUACACUCAUCAAGCUAAUUGGAAACAAGAUGACUUGUGAGUUCUAUGAACAGAUCCUAAAAUCCCUGAGAAGUAUUGACUUAUGAACAGAUACGUGAAAAUUGUGAAAUAUAGUGGGUGAAAGUAUAGCAAGUUAGGUUUUCACUCCACUGUAAAAUCGCAGUAGUUUAAAGAACGCUGAGUAGAUGAUCUUUUCCGUUCUGAUAAGCUGGAUUUCUAAGACAAUGAUGUGCAUUUAAAUCAUAUUUACUGGCACGGAGGGGUCCACCUAGGGGAGUCGAAAAAUCUGAUUCUAAACCAAUGGUGCUCAUGGGCUCCAGGAUCCUGAUGGAAAAAAUGGCGUAUGAACCAAUCGUUGGUCAUCGACUACCAUGGGACUGCAUUUUCUUACGUCGCUCCACUGCCUUGUGGAUCAGACCUAUAGAUCGAAGGCUCCGGGUGUGGCCCCAUAAGGAAAUCACCUGCCUCGGUCUGGGCACCUGGUCAGUAUCACAGCCCACACACAAAUCAAGUGACUUGUGUAGCGCAUAUGUAUUCGGUGCCCCUUUUUAUCAAUAUUUAUGUGUUAAAAUAAAUAAAUAAGCAGUUUUGAUAUUAUAUCAGACUAGUCGUGUAAGAAAAGCCAAUACAUGCAUGUUUGAAGAUAAUAUGGAAAUCUCCUAGAGAAAUGGAUUUCGUAAUAUCUUAUGCAGGUAAUAGGCUCUUUUAAGCUUGCGAACAUUAAUUUUCUUUAUUCGUACUGUAAACUGCAUUAUUAUGAAGUGGAUAUGUGUGCUAUCUGAUCACCUAAAUAUAUGAUUGCUAGCAUUAUUUCAAUUACAUUCAACCUUAUCUUUUCAUUAUCAUUUGAAAAACUCUUAUAUGAAGUACCAAUCUUACAUAACUUAAUCUGUUUCAUGGUAAAAGUUUCUUAAUUUUCUAACGAAAUCCGUUAUGACGGAGGUUUAGAACGCAUGUACUACUACAAGGUUGAACUCGUGUACUCCUUGGAACAUUUGUUGCCCAUGCUUCCCAGUUAGUGUUCUCAAGGAGAAACUAUCUCACAUUGUCGUGAAUUUUAGUAUCGACCUCUCACAUAUCUUUAAUAGUACUAGAGUCUACUUUGCUUAGUACCAGUUUCCUUUAAAAGUUUCUCCGAUUCUCAUUAUCAAUUCUUAUACAUUAGCCAUCGAAUUUCAACAGGAUUAUUCCUAAGCUCUAUGUUUUAAUAGGCUUGUACGCCUGUGUACUUUUCAAGAUAAUGUAAACAGUAGUUUAUGACUGAUCAAAAGCGAGAAUUUACGUUCGUAAAUCACUUUAUAAGGCUUUUUAUAACUAAAGUACAACCGAAGUUCACUAUGUGAUCAACCUUUCUCGCCCUAUGUAAAUAUAUACUGCCGGUCCCAAGCCCAUGUAAAGGAAGAGAGUUGGGUAUGGCGUCAGCAAUCCCAUCCUGUGGAAAACCUUGUUAAAAACGCUAACCAGAACAAGCAAAUCAAACCAUUUAAACUCUGCCCUGGGAGUUGUAGGAUAUUUAUUCAGAAGAAUUAUGACGCUUCAUAAUGAAAUCCGAGAGUUUUCGGAAUUCACGAGGCCAAUGCCCCUUCUAACAACCAGAGCAAUAGUUAAUACAGGCACAUGGAAUGUUCGAACAAUGUUGGAGACCGGAAGGACCAGUCAAAUGGUUACAGGAAUGAGAAUUCUAUGUUGCCAGUUCUACUCUAUGGAGUUGAAAUUUAGAGAACGACUACAACCAUAAUAAAAAUGUACAAGUAUUUAUAAACAACUGUCUACACAAGAUACUCAAUGUUCGUUCACCGGAUACCAUCAGCAACAACCCACUGUGACAGAGAGUAAACCAGCUUCCAGAUGAAGAGGGAAUUAGGAAAAGAUGUUGGAGGUAGAUAGAAUAUACAUUAUGGAAAUCAUCAAACUGCAUCAUGAGACAAGCAGUAACUUGUAUUACUGAAGGUGAAUGGAAAAGAGGAAGGCCUAGGAACAUAUUGCGUUGGGAAUUGUAAGCAGACAUUAGAAGAAUGAAUAGCAUCUGGAAAGAACCGGAAAGGAUUGCGUAGGACAGAGUUGGAUGGAGAGUGCUGGUGGGUGACCUAUGCUCCAUGAGUUUUAACAGUAGUAAGUAAUACAUGUGUCCUUUCAUUUUCUGGCAAUGAUAAGGUAUAUUCUUUAAUUUUUACUAGGUGAUGUAACUGAAUCAUGCAUUCGCCGUCGUUUAGUUACAUCUAAUUGACUUCGGUCUCCAGCCGUCAUCAUGAUUUGAACACGGAGACUAAUCACCAUGAAUUACAUAAUAAUCUCGCCACAACAAUUAGUAACAAUUCAAACACUUCUGUAUACGGUUCUGAUAAUUUUAUUCAUAACGACCUCUGUGUUUCUAGUUACUUUUGCAUUUAUCUUCGUUUUUGUCACUUUGUAUAUUGUUGUAGUGAGCAAAAUAAGUUUUUUUCCUACUUUUCUUUUUUUAAUUUUCUAUAUUCCUCAAAAUAUUCCUUGGUAGUGUUGCAUUUUUGUCAUUUUUCUCUUGACUGACCAACAAUAUGUGAUAAGCAAUAUUUGAAUUAUAAUAUGGUCUUAUUUGUAUGAGAUAAUUGUGUUUAUCCGUUUGAUGAGUGUGAUGCAUAAUUAUUGUACGCUAGAAAUACAUUCAACCUAC
Molecule: messenger RNA, 4011 nt
Organism: Schistosoma curassoni
Lineage: Eukaryota; Metazoa; Platyhelminthes; Trematoda; Strigeidida; Schistosomatidae
Source: the annotation of a GenBank genome assembly